GUCUGGUUGGCUGCCUCGUGUGUGGUGCCAUGGGCUUGACCUUCAUGGUGACCUCUCUCAGAGCUUCAUAGCUGUAGAUUGAAAUUGAGAUUGAGUAUCCUCGCUGCGCAUUCUCAAGACCCGGGAACCAAAUAGAAAAUAUCCUGCAUCCCGCAAUCUGGUGCCAUGAGCGCAAUCGCAUCUUAUAGCUUCGGCAACCUCGCCUGGCUGAGCACCCAGGCGCUGCCUCUGAUCAUCUGGCCGUCCUUUAUCGGCUCCAUCCUGCGCGCCGAGAGCGAGGCCUCAAGCCCUCUCGAGGUCUACUUCGCGCGCUCCCUCGGCUUCGCCCUCCUUGCCCUCGGGCUCAUCGUCGUCGUCCUCUCCGGCGCCGUGCCGCUCACCUCUUCUGCAGACGCUUCCUCGGACGAAGUCUCUCCCUACGCCAGCGCCACGGUCCUCGUCUCAACCCUCCAUCACACCUCCGCCGCAUUCUACUGCUACGGCCGCUACACCUGGACCGGCGAGUCGGGCUACCUGUUCGGCUGCAUCGGCAGCACCGUCUUUGCCAGCUUCGGGCUGUACUGCGUCAUGUUCGCUGGCGACAAGGCCAUGGUCAGCCGCAACCACCACUUCGACCAGAGCACGAGCGGGUUCCCCUUCACAAACUCCCAGUCGUAUCGCUCCAAGAAGAAGGCCCUGUAGGGAUUGGCGCAAAGAUGGUGUAAAAUAGUUCA
This is a messenger RNA of Ilyonectria robusta, 713 nucleotides long. RefSeq lists its product as uncharacterized. The coding region runs from base 166 to 681 and encodes 171 amino acids. The record is from RefSeq and is a predicted model, not a curated record. The transcript has 4 exons. Lineage: Eukaryota; Fungi; Ascomycota; Sordariomycetes; Hypocreales; Nectriaceae.